AGCAGGAUGCCUGCUGGGAGAGGAAGGGAUGGAUCCGGGUCAGGACACCGUGGGGUGAGGGCAGCAGCAGCAACCUGGGGUCAGACUUUACAUUCUGGGAUGCGGACCCUGCUGGCGUGGGGUGUUCUGGUGGUCCUGGCAGGGCAGGGAGGUGCAGAAGCGUGUCCCAGUCCCUGCAGCUGCCUGGGGAAUACGGUGGACUGCCAUGGCCUGGGUCUGCACUCUGUACCCAAAAACAUCCCCAGAGGGACAGAGAGGCUAGAUCUGAAUGGAAACAACCUGACCGUCAUCACCAAGACAGACUUCUCUGGGCUCAAACAUCUGCGGGUCCUUCACCUGAUGGAGAACCAGAUCAGCAUCGUUGAAAGAGGAGCUUUCGAUGAGCUGAAGGAACUGGAAAGACUUCGCCUCAACAGAAACCGUCUCAGCCAACUUCCAGAGCUGCUCUUUCAGAAGAAUGAAGCUCUGUCUCGACUUGACGUAAGUGAAAAUGCCAUCCAGGCCAUCCCGAGGAGAGCUUUCAGAGGAGCUACUGACCUCAAAAACCUUCAACUGGAUAAAAACCAUAUCAGCUGUAUCGAGGAGGGGGCCUUUAGAGCUCUGCGAUCUCUGGAAGUGCUCACACUGAACAACAACAACAUCAGUACUAUUCCAGUCUCCAGUUUCAACCACAUGCCAAAGCUCCGCACCUUUCGGCUCCACUCGAACUCGCUGCGUUGUGAUUGCCACCUGGCCUGGCUGUCUCCAUGGCUGCGGCAGCGGUCUGCGUUGGGCCUCUACACUCAGUGCAGCUCCCCACCUCCUCUAAGGGGCCUCAACCUCGCAGAGCUGAGAAAGAGCGACUUCGCCUGCUCAGGCCACAGCGGCAGCGCCUUCGUUCAGCCAUGUAGCUUGGCGUCUGGAUCCUGUCCUCCAAUGUGCUCCUGCAGCAACAACAUUGUGGACUGUCGAGGGAGGGGCCUCACAGCCAUUCCUGCCCACCUCCCGGAGGCCAUGACUGAGAUUCGCCUGGAGCAAAAUGGCAUCAAGUCGGUUCCUCCAGGAGCCUUCACCUCCUAUAAGAAGCUUCGGCGAAUAGACCUAAGUAACAACCAGAUAUCCGAGAUCGCUCCUGAUGCCUUCCACGGCCUCCGAGCUCUCAACUCACUGGUUCUGUAUGGAAAUAAAAUCACAGAGCUGCCUGCUGGAGUUUUUGAUGGCCUGGUCUCGCUGGAGCUGCUGUUGUUGAAUGCAAAUAAAAUCCACUGCAUCCGAGCCGCAGCAUUCAAAGAUCUGGAGAACUUGGCUCUGCUGUCGCUGUAUGACAACAAGAUCCAGAGUUUGGCCAAAGGCACCUUCAGCUCACUGCACAGCAUCCAGACACUACACCUGGCCCAGAACCCCUUUGUGUGUGACUGUAACGUGAAGUGGCUGGCCGACUUCCUGCGGUCAAACCCCAUAGAAACCAGCGGAGCGCGUUGUGCCAGCCCUCGCCGCCUCGCCAACAAACGGAUCGCACAGAUCAAGAGCAACAAGUUCAGAUGCUCCGCCAAGGAGCAGUACUAUAUCCCAGGUGCUGAAGACAGGCGUCUGAGCUACGAGUGUAACAGUAAACCGGUGUGUCCUGCAAAGUGUCGCUGCGAAGCCAAUGUUGUCGACUGUUCCAACCUCCGCCUCACCAAGUUCCCUGAACACCUUCCAUCCUCCACUGAAGAGCUGCGUCUCAACAACAACGACAUCUCCGUGCUGGAGGCCACCGGAGCCUUCAGGGGCCUGUCGCAGCUCAAGAAAAUAAACCUGAGCAACAACAAGAUCUCAGAGAUCGAGGACGGUGCGUUUGAGGGCGCCUCAUCGGUGGCAGAGCUUCAUCUCACAGCAAACCACCUGGAUUCUGUCAGAGGGAGCAUGUUCAGAGGCAUGGAGGGCCUUCGCAUGCUGAUGCUGAGGAACAACCGGAUCAGCUGCAUCCAUAACGGCAGCUUCACAGGACUGACCAACGUCCGGCUGCUGUCCCUGUAUGACAACCAGCUGAGCACCAUCCUGCCCGGAGCCUUUGACACCCUGCCCAACCUCUCUACGCUAAACCUUCUGGCCAAUCCCUUUAACUGUGACUGCCACCUGUCCUGGUUUGGGACAUGGCUUAGAAGCCGGCGAAUUGUGACAGGUAAUCCACGCUGCAAGGGCCCUGCCUUCCUCCGAGAGAUCCCCCUGCAGGAUGUAGCUGUUCCAGACUUCCGUUGCGAAGAUGGCUCUGUACUGCAGGACAGCAGCUGUGCUCUGGGACCUCAGUGUCCCAGUCAGUGCACCUGUAUGGAUACAGUGGUCCGCUGCAGCAACAAACACCUGCAGGCACUUCCCAGAGGACUGCCCCGCAACGUCACUGAACUUUAUCUGGAUGGAAACCAGUUCACCAGUGUUCCCAAGGACUUAGCCACCUUCAAAUAUCUGCAGCUUGUAGAUCUGAGCAACAACAAGAUCAACUCGCUGUCUGACGACUCCUUCUCCAAUAUGAGCCAACUUACCACACUGAUCCUCAGCUACAACGCACUUCGCUGCAUCCCUCCUCUGGCGUUGUCCGGCUUGCGCUCGCUAAGACUGCUUUCUCUCCAUGGCAACGACAUCUCUGAGCUUCAGCAGGGGAUCUUCAGCGAUGUGGCCUCACUGUCUCACCUAGCGAUUGGAGCCAACCCGCUGUACUGCGACUGCCGCCUGCUCUGGCUGUCGGACUGGGUGAAGAGCGGUUAUAAGGAGCCUGGCAUCGCCCGGUGUGCCGGGCCCCGUGGCAUGGAGGGCAAACUGCUGCUCACCACGCCGGCUGACAAGUUCCAGUGUCUGGGUCCUGUGGAGGCGUCUGUUCAGGCCAAAUGCAGUCCAUGUGUGUCUUCCCCCUGCCAAAACCAGGGUCUGUGCCAAGUCCACCACAGCCAACAGUACACCUGUACCUGCAAGUCCGGCUUCACGGGUAAACACUGUGAGACUCUGGUGGAUGCUUGUGUCAGCAAUCCCUGCACCAACGGAGGAAACUGCCUGAGCGAUGAGCAGACUGGAGGAUUCAGUUGUGCGUGUGCUUUCGGUUUCCAUGGCACUUUUUGUGAGGUGAACAUGGACGACUGCGAGGACCACGGCUGUGAUAACGGUGCCACCUGCAUCGAUGGAGUUGGAAAUUACACCUGUUUGUGUCCUCCCAACUACACAGGUCUGUUUUGUGAGGAAGAGGAAGAUGUUUGCUCCACAGACAGAAACCCCUGUAAGCAUCAGUCCACCUGCAUCAGCAGUCCUACAGGUCCCAGGUGUGUGUGCAUCCCAGGCUGGGUGGGGCCCGACUGCAGCAUCGAUUAUAAUGAGUGUGUGGAUCAUCUGUGUCAGAACGGAGCGCAGUGUGUCGACCAUCUGGAUGGAUACAGCUGUGUCUGUCCACAGGGAUUCAGUGGUGAAUUUUGCGAGGUGUCCCCGCCGCUGCCACCGUCUCCAUGUCAGCUGGCUCAGUGUCAGAACGGCGCCCCCUGUGAGGAAAGGUCAGGUUCUGCGGUCUGUGUGUGCCUGCCGGGCUUCGAGGGUCAGAGCUGUGAGAAGCUGGUUAGCGUCAACUUUAUUGAUAGAGAUUCUUAUGUUCAGCUUCAAGAUGUGAAGAACUGGCCUCAAACUAACAUCACCCUGCAGGUGUCAACUGCAGAGGAUAAUGGUAUACUGCUCUAUAAUGGAGACAACGAACCAAUAGCAGUAGAGCUUCAUCAGGGUCAUGUAAGGGUGACCUAUGACCCCGGGAACGAGCCUGCUACUGCCAUCUACAGCGCUGAAACGGUGAACGAUGGACAGUUCCACACGGUAGAGCUGGUGACCUUUAAUCAGAUGGUCAACUUGUCGGUUGAUGGAGGAGAGCCGACCACGUUGGACAGUCAGGGUCGCAGUCAGCCAGCAACAGGAGAGGCUCUUCUGUAUGUGGGAGGUAUGCCUGAGCAGGUGCUCCCAGCCUCUCUGGGACUUUCCUCUCAGACCCUUAACACAUCCAGUUUCCACGGCUGCAUCAGGAACCUUUACAUCAACCACGAGCUCCAGGAUUUUACUCGCAGCCACAUGAAGCCGGGUGUGGUCCCAGGCUGCCAGCCCUGCCGCAAACUCUACUGCCUGCAUGGCAUCUGCCAGCCCGAUGCGGCACAGGGUCCUCAGUGUCACUGCCUGCCUGGAUGGACCAAACAACACUGUGACCAGCCAAUCACAGGAGGCCUUACUGGACCAGAUGUUGUCACCACGGCAACUGGUGCCAACCCGUGUGACAGCAGCAAGUGUGUGAAGGGGUUGUGUGUGGCGCUGGAUGCACAAACCUACCGCUGCGACUGUGAGAAGGGAUAUCAUGGGGCACUGUGUAACCUCCAGGACGCAGCGGCAGCUUCAUGCCGGGGGCUACGCUGUCUGCAUGGCCAGUGUCAGCUAACAGAGGAAGGCGAGAGCUGCGUCUGCCAGCAGGGAUUCACCGGAGAGAGCUGCGAUAUCGAGUCCCCGUGUCGAGGUGAGCCGAUCAGAGAUUACCACCGGCUGCAGCGUGGCACCGUACUCUGCCAGACCUCCAAACCGUUCUCCUGGGUGGAAUGUGAAGGCCGCUGCCAAGCAUCAACUGGGGGGUCCGCCGCCUCCUGCUGCGCCCCUCUGAGGGUCCGCCGUCGGAAGCUCGCCUUUGAAUGCGACGAUGGGACCUCGUUUACACAGGAUGUGGAGAAACCUGUGGAAUGUGGCUGCAAAGAGUGUGUGUAGUACUGUGAAGGCGAUGGCGUAUACACAAACACACACACACAUACACAUAUAUGCAGGCGCACACAGUUUGAAACACAAACACACACACUGUAGAAACUCUCCCACACAUACAGAGCUUUGGGUGUUUUGUUUUUGUGUGUUUGCGCACAGUUUUGUAACAUAAACAGUUCUUCCAUUUUGAGAUGUGAAAUCAACAAGUCAACCUCAUCAUCAUCAUCCUCUUCCUCACCUGCUGUAGGGAAACUUGCAUGUUAGCUACCUAACUCCAGCUCAUUGUUACACAGCUGCAAACAUCUUUGUUCUCAUGAAGCUGAACAGGUGCAGUGAGAGUGCAAUCAUCCAUCUGUGCGUUGCAGUCCCAGCUCAUCUGUAACUGGUCUGGUUGCGCACGUGUGUUUGUGCAUGUGGGUCCAUGCAGUGAUCGCGAUGUGGUCAGACGUAGCUCCCCCACAAUAUUCACACUGUGGGGGAACUACAUCAUAUUUUACUGGUCCUUCUGACCAGGGCCCUGUGUCAGGGUUUACGUUCAGCUUUGGUUCAGUUUGUUCCGACAGGCUGCACCACAUGCAAACAUGAAGCUGAUGUUUCUCAAAUAACCACUUGAGGCUGCCUCUGAGAGUUAACCCAGAUAAACUCCACUGCAGCAGGAAAAAGACUAACACAUUUCCAAUCUGGUACAGAAGGAAAAUGAGUCAGGUCUCCACGGCUCCACUGUCUCAUCCUGACUGCUGCACAUCUUCAUGCAACACAUCCAAGAAUGAACUUCUCAAGAUCCAGUGAUUUAUAAAAUGAUUUAUUGGAGCUUUUAAUAGAAAGUAAAGAAACUGUUAGGUUGAAGUUGGUUAGAACACAGAAGUCUCAUGUCAGACUUUAAAACACUAAAAAUCUAAUAAUUAAAAUAAACAGCAUAAUAGAAUUAAGUGGAUCAAAUUAACUAAAACUAAGUUUAAGCUUGUUUUCCAACACUGUUAAUGUGUUAAAAUGUUUGUGUCACAUUCACACUUUUCCUCAAAUCCAUCCUGUCAUUCAUUCGGUCAGACUUAAAUAUUCACACAAAGACAAGAUGCUCAUUUCAGGAAACUAUCUGGGAUUAUAUCUGCAGUCCUAUUAAAUUUGAGCCGUCGUAAAUAAGUCACCAUGUUCACAUCAGCCCUCAACUCACAACUGCACGUUUGCCAGCCGCUUCUGUGGUAAAACGGAGAUAGUUACCACCCCCUACUGUUGAAUGUGAACGAAUCAACCUGACUAUUACAGAUCGACGGGAGGGAUUUUACUGCAUUUGUUUGCUUCUUUUUGUCACUGCGGUCCAGAGACGGACGUUUUGUCUGCUUGUUAGAGUUUAAAGCAGACAGUUCAGACUUAGUUUAGGACUGAGUUUUGGUUUAGAGCUGGGUGUGGACAGCGCUGUGGAGGAACAACACCUGUCUCUUACAUUUAUAUUUAGCUGUGAUAUGAUCUUCCUGCCGUUAUUUUCCUUGUGUGAAAGGUGAAAAUCUGUCAGCAAAGUCAACAAAUGGAGAAUUUAAAGCCAACAUGCUGCUCUCUGUAAUGCCACAAUAAUUAUUUUCAUUUUAAUUUUUGUCGAUUGACUCAUAUCUCGGUCUAAAGCCUUCAGGUGCUAGUUCGUCUUUUAUUACAUCUCACAACUGAACGUGAAGCUUUAAAGUUGAAUACAGGGCAAGCUGUAACCUGAAGGUGUUUUUCAUUUUGAUUUUUUCAUAAAACUCAUUUAAUGUAACAUCCUCCCAGAGGUUUAUGCUGAAGAAUGUCUGGAAACUUAGAUGAAGUUUUCCCUCCUCAAACCCAGCAGUGUUGUUCAGGAAACAGUUCGUCGGGAUGUCAAAAUCAGAGUAAAGCAGAAAUAAUUAUCCUCUAAAUUAGUCAGACAUAUGUGUGUAUCCUGGCCAAACAUGAGUGAUAAUCACAGUAAAUUAAACCAAGUUUUGAACUCCCAACUGAGCCGAUCCAGCUCUGGUUAGGGUUAGUUAAUCCCAGUUGUCGAAGGUAAAAGCUUCCAUGUGAUAAAUGAGGCAGGUGUGGGUGGUGAUCCUGAACUCUCCACUAUCAUCACUCUGCAUACAUCAGUCCACUGACCACAGUUGUUCUGGUUUAAAAUCUUUUUCUUUCCAAAUAGCUACACAUAUGCCGUAACAGAGCUGUUAGUUAGGAUGUGCACAUGCACACAUCUGUGCACGUUCGUCCAAUGAUGACUAUAAAUUUAAAAAAAAGUAAAUUCUCUUAUGAGUAAAAUCACACCUAAAAAGUUUGUGUAUUUUGUCUGUGAGGAUACAAUAAACACAGUUAAAACUAAUAAGAUUACAAAUAGAAUAUGUAAUUUAUGAUUAUGAUUUGACAACAAACUCACAGCUGUUUGUUUCUAAACUAGUAAAGAAGAUAACAUAAUCAUUAAUUACUUUUCCUAUAUGUAAUUUCUUUAGUUGUAACUUUUUACAUCAUAUUCUCACUAACAAAAUACACAAACAUUUUAUAUAUGAUUUUAUACAGACAAGACUUGACUUUUUUAAAAUUAUGCACAUCUUUUGAUGACAAUAGAGGGAUGUGUAUUUGUGUGCACAUCUUGAUUGGCAGCUCUGUUACUCCACUUUCCGAUUCCUGCAGUGCAGCAUUAGCAUUAGCUCCGAAAAUUUACACAAGCAAGCGUGUCAACUUCACCCCUCAGAAAAAUGAGCAUGAUGCUGACUUCAUCAUGUCCAACAUCUAUAAAGUUUGUCAACUUUGCAAUUUGCUAAACGGAUCACUAAAAACUUGAGCUGCUUAUUUAAACUGCAGAAUAAUAUUAGCUUGGAUGAAAGUUGGAUGGAUCCGUGGCUAAUUGCUGUGGUUGAGGUCAGUGUAUUUUUUGCUCGAUGUAUUAAAAACCAAAAAUGAGCAUUUAUUUGAUUUUUGCUGAAAAAUCAAAAAACUAAAAAUGAAAUUACAUUUUUUCCUUUCAACUAUUACAAAUUAAUAAAAAUUAAAGUAACUAAAAAUUAAAAAUGGUUUGAUUUUGGUUUUAUAGUUUGCAGAACAAAAGAUAAAAUCACUAAAAUACAAACAAAAAACAACCCGUUUUACUGUAUUUUCAUAUUAAAUUGAUUGAAUUUAAUAUUAAAUAUGAUUUUACCUCUUGUCCUUGUCUGAGUAGGUUUCAGAGACAUUUUAUUAUGUGAAAUUAAUUCUCAUAAAAUGGGUAGUUAACAUUCGAUGCUCUGUCCUACCCAAAUCAAAAUCCCUUUUUCCACCAGCGGGUCCAGGUCUGGACGGGUCAGUUUGGUUCGGUAAACAUUGAUCACCAUUGAGUUUCCACAGCAACCAUACCCUUACCUGGUGGGCGGAGUAUCAGCCAGAUAGCCACAGACGUGUGAGCUACAGAAUAGUGGGAUGUAAUGCUUGUGUUAUAAUGAAGAAGGCGACCCAGAACAAAAGGAGGAGAAUGGUGGACAUCCAGCAGUUUGUCUUCUUUCUUAUUAGCAUGUGGCCUUAACAAAAACUCCACUGUAUGUUUAAACAUGGAGCUGUUUUUGCUUUGGUUUGAGACUCGCCAAUUAGAACAAUCAGUGGAUCACAGGGUGUCAAGCUCCACCCUUUAAGAUCAAAUUAGUGAGACUGGGACCCCAGCGAAGGGUAGGAUGGGUCUGAUCGGAUGUUCUGGCUCCCUUCCCAGUUUUGUCAUAUUUUAUUUUUUAAUGAAAACUAAAUAAGCACUUGUUUUGUGUUUUUUAAUACUCACCUCUGAACAAAAAACCCAAAGACCGUACACUGACCGGUUGGCUAGCUUUAGGUUAACGCACUGAAGAAGGUCUAUAACAUUUUAAUGAAGGAGGUUGAGUUUUUUAUGCAACUCCUAUUACAUCGAGCCUCCAUUUGAGACCAGCUUUGAAAAUCCUGAACAGAAAAAUGACAUCAAACUGUUUUUAUUUCCAUAAUUCAGUACUUUUACAGAGCUGAAGUCUUUCCACUGAAGCUAGGAAUCAGAAAAACACACUCGGGAAAGGGCGAGACGAGGAUGAAGGUUGGAUGCUUUAGUGUGUUUAUGUGUGAAUGAAUGUGUAGAAAUACAGAGAGAGCUUCACAAUAAUGCACGUUUGCUCUGAUCAAAACCCUCCUCUCUGACUUGUUAGAAGGGUCUGUGAAUGCAUCAUGCCAACGUCACAGGGAAACCAUAGCUGUCAUUUAUAAUGUCAUGAUAUUUAUAUGGAUGUGAAACUAAAAUAAAAACUAUGUAUUGUGAAGUUUUAACAUGUUUUUAUUUUCUAUUUUAACGUAUAUAAAUGGCUGAUUUGUGUCAUGAGUCCAAAUUAAACUAACGUAGUUUGAUUAACAUUAUUAAUGUACACACAGUAACAAGCUAACAGACUGUAAUAUAUAAAUGAUGAACUUAUGAUGCAUCUGAUUUUGUUAUAGUAUUUUUAUAUGUUGGAGAGGAUGUUGUCACUGUGUCAUCUGUAACCUGUAGAUAAGUCUUUGUUUUGUCCAAAAAAAAAAAAAAAAAAUGUUCCUGGGAUUUGAACACA
Molecule: messenger RNA, 9242 nt
Organism: Melanotaenia boesemani (Boeseman's rainbowfish)
Lineage: Eukaryota; Metazoa; Chordata; Actinopteri; Atheriniformes; Melanotaeniidae
Product: slit homolog 1 protein-like
Exons: 38
Coding region: 7-4728 (1573 amino acids)
Biological process (GO): axon guidance; negative chemotaxis
Molecular function (GO): heparin binding; calcium ion binding; Roundabout binding
Source: RefSeq, a predicted model, not a curated record